ACAUUAAAGACUCAUGACGCUUGUCCAAGACUUCUCUAGUCAAAGAACCAAUUAACGCUAUUAACGCUACUGCGGCGGGUACCCCAUUUUCUGGUUCCCUUUGACGGGGAAGCUGCACACUUACCUGGCAGAGGAGCUGCAUAUAGUGUGCUGCGUCUUGUAUGCGGUAUCGUUUCACUCCGUCAACCCAGUCAAAUCUUGACUUCGACCUGCGUGUCAUCCUUCCUACUACUCAAGCUUUAAGCUGCAACGCCGACGCGUCAAUUUCCGAUUGUUCCUGACAAUUCCUCGGCAAGAAUUGGUCUGCCCCAAGUCCCAUCUUGCCUUGGUACCCUAAUUAUUAUUUAUCUCUUUCCUCCGUCCGUUUAAACAAAGAUGUCCUCGCCGUCGAAUUCCUCUCAUGCCGGCAAGCGCAAACGUCCGGCAGCUUCGAGCACCUCCAAAAUGGACGAGAACCCUCUGCUUCAGCCGUCCUCCCGAGAUGCAUCCGGCGAAGAAGGAGACACCACCGCACCGGAAUCUGGAAGGCUUACUCACCGCAAGUCGGAAUCCGCCGGUAACUCGAAUCCAGCCAAACGCCAACGAGCCAAUUCCGACCGUGCCUCCGCCAUAGAAACCACCGACUACACGGCAGAUCCUGGCGAACCCAGCGACACUACCGAGGCUAGCAUUGACAUCGCAGACCGGAUCGCUAGAAAGAGCAGGAAGUCUAGCUCCAAGGAUAUGCCAGCACACGAUGAUGAGGAGAAGAAAAAGCAAGUUGCUAUGCCACCGCCCCCCACCGGCCGCUUGGUACACCCUGUCGGAUAUAGAACAAACCCUCCGCCCAUCGGCCGCACUAUAAGAGUGUAUGCCGACGGUGUCUUCGACUUGUUUCACCUUGGUCACAUGCGCCAACUCGAACAGGCCAAGAAAGCCUUUGACGAUGUCUACUUGAUCGUUGGCGUUACGGGCGAUGAGGAGACGCACAAACGCAAGGGCCUCACCGUCCUCUCGGGCAGUGAACGUGCCGAAACGCUUAGACAUUGCAAGUGGGUUGAUGAGGUUGUUGAAAAUUGCCCCUGGAUUGUGACGCCCGAGUUUCUUGAAAAACAUCGCAUUGACUACGUUGCCCAUGAUGAUAUUCCUUACGGCGCUGAUGAAGGUGACGACAUCUAUGCUCCUAUCAAAAAGGCUGGCAAAUUCUUGGUAACCCAACGAACUGAGGGUGUCAGCACGACGGGCAUCAUUACGAAGAUUGUUCGUGACUACGAGAAGUACAUCGCGCGUCAGCUAAAACGAGGAACAACGCGUCAGGAGCUUAACGUCAGUUGGAUCAAGAAGAACGAGCUCGAUAUCAAGCGACACGUUCAGGAUCUGCGUGAUAACAUCAAGGCAAAUUGGACUACGACUGGACAGGAACUUAGCCGCGAACUUAAACAAUAUUGGCCUGCGAGCAGACCUCAGAGUCCAUCGCCAGCAAACCGAUUUUCCAUGCCCGCUACUCCGAGCGCGAACGGCGAUGCUAGCCUACGAGAAGCCGCCACUGUGGCUGCUGCUGCUAGGUCUCCUACUACGCCGGGGGCAGAGCGAGCUGGAGCUCCUAAUGAUUUCAUCACUGGGUAUACUAUCGGCUUGAUCGGUGGCGUAAGAUCAUGGAUGACUAAGAACCGACGUAACCUCCGAGACAGCCGGCCGCCCAGUGAUGACGAUUCAGAGAGUGAUGACAAGAACGACAAGAACAACGACCGUGGGCGGCCAGUUGCGUCAGCUAGUUAGUUACAAAGACCGCUAGCCAGCCUACAGGUCAGCGCGAAAGGCGUUAGAUCUUAUGACGGGGAUAGUCAGUUCGGCUCAGAGGACGAAGGCGAUGUCGAGAAUAAUCGAGAUGUUGAUGAUUAGGGAUUGGGGUAUAAAGAAAAUUCAUUAAGUAGGAACGAAUGGCGUUGAUGGCUUUUGCAUCAUCCUAACACUACACAAAAUUGAGCCUAGUUGCCGGGUCUAGGAAGUCGGAGGUCAUGAAUUAAAGGGGGGGUGUAGACGGAAAAAACGGACGACUCCACUGCUUAU
Molecule: messenger RNA, 2049 nt
Organism: Annulohypoxylon truncatum
Lineage: Eukaryota; Fungi; Ascomycota; Sordariomycetes; Xylariales; Hypoxylaceae
Product: choline-phosphate cytidylyltransferase
Exons: 4
Coding region: 376-1758 (460 amino acids)
Biological process (GO): CDP-choline pathway
Cellular component (GO): nuclear envelope
Molecular function (GO): phosphatidylcholine binding; choline-phosphate cytidylyltransferase activity
Source: RefSeq, a predicted model, not a curated record